Clonostachys byssicola is the source of this 207-nucleotide messenger RNA. NCBI's taxonomy places the organism in Eukaryota, Fungi, Ascomycota, Sordariomycetes, Hypocreales, Bionectriaceae. The record is from the annotation of a GenBank genome assembly.
AUGAUUAACACGGUGCCCAUGGUAUCUAUUCUAGAGCAUUCCUUGUGCAUGCAACAUUACCAUGUAGAGAUCCCAGCUGCAGAUGCUUGCAAAAUUUACCAAUCCAACAAAGUGCUGCGAGCUGAUGCUAAUGUCUCGCAGCUAUCCUUGUCGCACUGCCCAUGGGUCGCCUUGCGGGUAAUUGAGGCCGGCGCGAGGCAGUCAUGA